Spirometra erinaceieuropaei is the source of this 1116-nucleotide messenger RNA. The record is from the annotation of a GenBank genome assembly. Lineage: Eukaryota; Metazoa; Platyhelminthes; Cestoda; Diphyllobothriidea; Diphyllobothriidae.
AUGACUGAUCUAGUGAACACGGUUGAGGACGAGAAUGUGGUUGACGAAAGUGUGACUGAAAGUGAAGGAUGCACGUUUACGGAGCCGUCGCUGACUGAGGAUGGGGAGAAGAGAAGAGGAGAGGAGAAAGUGGGCGUGAAGAAAGACGAGACCAAUGGCGAUUGUCGGGAGAAAAAGCAAACAGAAGAAGAGAACGAAGAAGAUGAAGAAAGGCGGAAAGGACACGAAAUGAUGAGGAAAGAGUUUUCGUUCAGCGCCAUUAAAACGGACGGUCAAGUAGAAGAGGAGGCAAAGCCAGAGCAAAGGGAGAUGGAGGCGAAAGAGAAGGAGGAAUGGCCAAGGGACGGGGAGGCGGGUACGAUCGUGAGCAACGAUGAUGAUUCUAUUGAAAAUGCAACCGUCCCGGAAACGAGCUAUACACCCGCUGUCGAGACGCCAUCGCAGAAGAAGAUGGGUGCAGAAAAGGAGGAUAAAGAAAGGAGGGAAGGGCAGAAAGAGUAUGAGAAAGAGGAUGGGAACGAGGGUGAUAACAUGUUUGCGUCGAAGGUUUCGGAGAGGGAGGGUCUGGGCAGCCCGAAGGAGACGAGAAAAGGAGAAGAGCAUGUUGCUGAGAGACAAAGUGCACAGGAAGGGGAUGAGCAGAAGAAAAGAACAAAUGUAAACGAGUCCUACAUAGAUGAAGACGACUCAAUUUGCGCAUUGGUGGAGGCUUUGGAAGCCCUUCGAGAGGAUGAUGUGUUAGGUGGGGUUGACGAGGGUAAGGAAGAGAGUGGUAGUAAGGAUUUCGGCAAGAAUGCACCUGCUUUGGACGAGGGGAUCGGGCCUUCCGAGGAGAUUCCUAAUAUAGAAGACAUUCUUUCAGACCUGGUGGAGCCGACAGUAGAAAUUGAUGAGAUGCAGGGAUGCCUGGAGAAGCAGAAAGGAGGGACUGAAGACGGCGAAAAGGACAUGGCGGAAGAAGGAAGAGGAAAAAAGAAGAAGAGAGGGCGGAGGAGAAGGAAGGACGAGGGGCAGAAUCAAGAGACGACUAAUGCGGACAACGAUGAUGAGGGGGAGGAAGAGGCAGACGAACAAAAACCAGUCUUUGGGAAUCAAACAUCACAGCAGACGGUAUAG